Messenger RNA from Gastrolobium bilobum, 2984 nucleotides. RefSeq names its product oligopeptide transporter 3. Gene Ontology annotation, molecular function: oligopeptide transmembrane transporter activity. The record is from RefSeq and is a predicted model, not a curated record. NCBI's taxonomy places the organism in Eukaryota, Viridiplantae, Streptophyta, Magnoliopsida, Fabales, Fabaceae. Bases 225 to 2456 code for a protein of 743 amino acids. The transcript is spliced from 6 exons. Gene Ontology annotation, biological process: transmembrane transport.
UCUCUCUCCUCUCUUUCUCUCACCUCAUUCUCACCAAUUUUUUUUUCUCUUGAGUAUAACUGUGGAGGGACAUUUUGGGCAUCCGACAGUCUUUUACUCUUUUUAUAAGUACCCCUCAUAGAGAAUUUGUUAACCAUGUUUUUGUCCAACUGUGUCACAACCUAAAUUAGUCACGUACUACCCACUAACUGUGCUUAUCGUUUUAACGCAUCUUUCAGGCUUCAAUGGUGCCCAAUAAUCACGCUCACAAUAGUACGGACACCGAAAAGGCGGCGAACGGAGGACCUCCCGGCGGAGACAGAUGUUCGGUGGAGGAGGUAGCUCUGGUGGUGCCGGAGACUGAUGACCCAUCACUACCAGUGAUGACUUUCAGGGCAUGGUUUCUGGGGAUAACAUCUUGCAUCCUGCUCAUCUUUCUUAACACCUUCUUCACAUUCAGGACUCAGCCUCUCACCAUCUCAGCCAUUCUCAUGCAAAUCGGUGUUCUUCCCAUAGGAAGGUUUAUGGCUGCAACUCUUCCAAAAAAGGAGUACGAUGUUCUUGGAAGGCGCUUCACCUUGAAUCCAGGGCCUUUUAAUAUGAAGGAGCAUGUCAUCAUCACCAUCUUUGCAAACUGUGGUGUUUCCUUUGGAGGGGGUGAUGCUUACUCCAUUGGUGCCAUUACUGUUAUGAAAGCUUAUUAUAAACAGAGCUUGAGCUUCCUCUGUGGCCUCUUCAUCGUCUUAACUACACAGAUGUUGGGUUAUGGAUGGGCUGGGAUUCUGAGGAGGUAUCUGGUUGAUCCCGUUGAAAUGUGGUGGCCAGCAAACCUUGCUCAAGUGUCUCUCUUUAGGGCACUCCAUGAAAAGGAGCACAAAACAAAAGGUCUUACAAGGAUGCAGUUUUUCCUCAUUGCCAUGGGUCUAAGCUUCUUGUAUUAUGCACUCCCUGGCUAUCUGUUCCCCAUCUUAACAUUCUUCUCUUGGGUCUGCUGGGCAUGGCCAAAUAAUAUCACAGCACACCAAGUCGGAUCAGGUUAUCAUGGACUUGGGAUUGGUGCCUUUACACUUGAUUGGGCUGGGAUUUCAGCUUAUCAUGGCAGCCCCCUUGUUACACCAUGGUCUUCCAUUGUUAAUGUUGGGAUUGGAUUUAUCAUGUUCAUCUACAUACUUGUACCUGUAUGUUACUGGAAGUUUAACACUUUUGAUGCUAGGAAGUUUCCUAUAUUUUCCAAUCAGUUGUUCACGACCAGUGGACAAAAGUAUGACACUACCAAGAUCUUAACCCCAGACUACGAUCUUAAUGUUGAUGCAUACAACAAAUACGGCAAGUUAUACCUCAGUCCUCUGUUUGCAUUAUCUAUUGGAUCAGGCUUUGCUAGAUUUACGGCAACGCUCACUCAUGUUGCACUCUUUCAUGGCAGAGACAUAUUGAGACAGAGCAGAUCAGCAAUGAAUAAUGCGAAAUUGGAUGUACACGGUAGACUCAUGAAAGCUUAUAAACAAGUACCAGAAUGGUGGUUCCUCAUUUUAUUAUUUGGGAGCAUGGGGCUAUCCCUGGUAAUGGCUUUUGUGUGGAAAACGGAUGUGCAACUGCCAUGGUGGGGAAUGAUCUUUGCUUUUGGCUUAGCUUUUGUUGUUACCCUUCCAAUUGGUGUCAUUCAAGCCACUACCAACCAGCAACCUGGAUACGACAUUAUAGCACAGUUCAUGAUUGGGUAUGUCCUUCCUGGAAAACCAAUUGCAAACUUGCUCUUUAAAAUAUAUGGGAGAAUCAGCACCAUCCAUGCUCUCUCUUUCUUGUCAGAUCUCAAACUUGGUCAUUACAUGAAAAUUCCUCCACGAUGCAUGUAUACCGCUCAGCUGGUGGGAACUCUAGUUUCUGGUAUAGUGAACCUUGCAGUGGCUUGGUGGAUGUUGGAUGGCAUUAAGGACAUUUGUAUGGAUGACAAAGCUCACCAUGACAGUCCUUGGACUUGUCCCAAAUACAGAGUUACAUUUGAUGCAUCUGUUAUAUGGGGUCUGAUUGGACCAAAGCGCCUAUUUGGACCAGGUGGGUUGUACAGGAACAUGGUAUGGUUAUUCCUCAUUGGAGCUGUGUUGCCAGUUCCUGUCUGGGUAUUGAGCAAGAUGUUCCCAGACAAGAAAUGGAUUCCAUUGAUAAACAUACCAGUUAUAUCUUAUGGUUUUGCUGGAAUGCCACCUGCAACUCCUACCAAUAUUGCAAGCUGGCUAGUCACUGGAAUGAUCUUCAAUUACUUUGUGUUCCGUUUCCACAAACGUUGGUGGCAGAAAUACAAUUAUGUUCUGUCAGCAGCACUGGAUGCAGGCACAGCUUUUAUGGGUGUUCUAAUUUUCUUUGCACUGCAAAAUACAGGCCAUAAUCUCAAAUGGUGGGGAACUGAAUUGGACCAUUGCCCGUUGGCUACUUGCCCAACUGCACCAGGAAUUGUGGUUGAUGGUUGUCCAGUUUUCUAAUAGAGAAUCAUAAUAGGUUUAUCUUUUCUUUUCUUUUUCUUUUUGCUUUUUGAAGGGGGGAAAAGGGUGUUUGGGAACUCAGUUAGGCUUCGAGUGAGUAUAGGGUGAAGGGAAUAACCAAUUCUGUACAUGGUUGCUUGUUACCUACGUCAUAUGCCUGAUAACAGUUCAUUGGUAACGGAACAAAGUAUGACUACUACUCAUGCUUAGUAGUGGCUCGGAAUCUAAUUCUAAAAAGAAUAGACAGGAUGCAUGUAAUCUCAUGUAAUGGACGUCUAACAUUGGCGUCUCGGUGUAUCUCUAUUGGUUAAGAGCAGGGAAUAUUUAACAAGUCACCACUUGGCAACUUUCUUCCCUUCUCAUCUCUACUUUUGAGGUGGCAACAUAAGCAGAAACGCUAUAACGUUAGUUUUUUCUUUGGGUUGAAUAAUACAUUAUCCUAUCCUUGGAGUUCAUCUGUGCUACUGUUUUAUAAGCCAUAAAAGUACGAGAAUAGCUACUUAAGAAAGCUUUUAUUUGCCAGAAGGG